This is a messenger RNA of Gigantopelta aegis, 2121 nucleotides long. RefSeq names its product citramalyl-CoA lyase, mitochondrial-like. NCBI's taxonomy places the organism in Eukaryota, Metazoa, Mollusca, Gastropoda, Neomphalida, Peltospiridae. Gene Ontology annotation, biological process: regulation of cobalamin catabolic process. The record is from RefSeq and is a predicted model, not a curated record. Gene Ontology annotation, molecular function: (S)-citramalyl-CoA lyase activity. The transcript is spliced from 7 exons. Bases 130 to 1224 code for a protein of 364 amino acids.
GGCCUGCAGUCUUGUUUACGCUGCGAACGUCCUUGACAAAUACCAGUGCUUAUUACCAGUCGAUAUUUCAUUUUGGGUGUGUUUUUUAUCGUCGUCUUGUGAAGUCGUUGUAUUUAGAUAUCAAGUUCAAUGAUUUCUCUAAGAAGCAUUUGCCAGGCAUGGUUCAAACCUUUUUUAAUAUCAGGUAUAAAACCAAAAGGAAAACCAGUUCACGGUUCUAUCUGUUCCUUGCAAUUUCACCAUAACCACAGACCAAUGCAUUCUUCUCAGUGUGCAAGACAGUUAGCUACCAACUCUACAGAGGAGUCCUUGUUAAAGAGAAAGUAUGUGCCAAGACGUACCUUGAUGUACAUUCCAGGACAUGAUGAGAAAAAGCUGCGGAAAAUACCAAAUUUAGGCGUGGACUGUGCUGUACUUGAAUGUGAAGAUGGAGUAGCCUUAACUAAAAAAGCAGAAGCACGUGAAAAUAUCCGUAAAAUUCUUGACGAACUUGAUUUUGGAACAACAGACUGUGCCGUGCGUGUCAACAGUAUGGAUAGUGGUCUCACCGAGGAGGACCUUCAGGUCAUCUUCCAGGCGGACAAACUUCCUCAAACCGUUCUUCUACCAAAGGUUGACACAGUAGAUGACAUAAUCGAGUUUACAACUAUGUUUAAGAAUGUGACAAAGGACAAAAAUGGCUACUGUCCAUAUUUGAUCGUCUAUAUAGAAACUGCAAUUGGACUUCUAAAUAUGAGAAACAUUUUACAACAAGCAAAAGAUUUCUCUGCAUAUGGAAUAUAUCAGUUGGAUGGUGUUGUCUUUGGCUCUGAUGACUUAUGUGCAGAUAUAGGUGCAUCAAGAUCUACAGCUGGUACAGAACUGAUGUAUGCACGACAACAAGUAUUGCUGACUGCAAAAGCAUUCAGAUUACAGGCCAUUGAUAUGGUUCACAUUGACAUUAAAGAUUUAGAUGGCUUGUUGCUGCAGUCGGAGGAAGGAGCCCGGUUUGGAUUCACAGGAAAACAAAUUAUUCAUCCUAAUCAGAUAGCCAUAGUGAGGGAUGCUUUUACACCAAGUAAAAGUAAAAUAGAUUGGGCAAUUGAGCUCAUACAAGCUUUUGAAAAACACCAGGAGUCAGGGGAGGGUGCCUUCACGUUUCAUGGAAAUAUGAUUGAUAUGCCAUUGUUACUUCAAGCUAAAAAUAUUGUUCAAAUGUCUGAAAGGACUGAACAGGCUGUGUGACACCAAUUACUGCUGAUGUGUUAUUAAUUCCGAGAUUUUUAGUGCCAAAAAGUGUGCUGCAACAGAAUGUGAUGCAAAUAUACCUUAAAUAUUUUUUAUUAAGUGUGAUAUAGAAGUGAACAUAAAUUCUGGUGUCAUUAUAGUAUGGUUAAGAACUUGCUACAAAGUGAACAUAAAGGUAGUUACACUGAGUGAGAUUAUGAAUCUCUGUUAUGACAUUAUUUGUGGUAAUCUAAACUGUUCAGGACUUUGAUGUGGUUUGGAUGAAAGAAUGAACACUUUAAGGUAUUUUUGUUGAGAAUAUUGACAGCACAAGCUGGAUGGUUUUCAAAAGCUGUUACGAGACGUUUAUAUAUGCACAGAUGUUAUUUGAAAGGUGAACAAAUGGACCACCAUUUGAAUUAAAUUCAAUUGUGAAUAUUAUAGUUUGUGUUAGUUGUGGAAAUUUUCUAUAAAUAUACAUAUGUUGGUUCUGAAAACAUUGGUAGAUAGUUUUAUGGUGCUAAAGUUUGUUUAACUAUUUAAAAAAAAAAUUGAAAUGUGGAAAUAGUGACAAGUAACCAAAGGAUGUGCUUUAGCAGGGCUUGAAACUGCCUGUGGCCAGGUUGCAAAAUGCAUAAUGGCAUUAGUCGCCCAAAUAAUAUUAUUUGGGCGAUCUUCUUUAGAGCUAUAACAUAUGAGCCACUGUUAAUAUUUGUAUUGCAUAUAUUUAUUCCACAUUAAAAUCUUGCUCAUGGUUUGCCAACAUCCAUUAUUUUUGGGCCACCAUAUUUUUUGGCAAGUUUCGAGCCCUUUUAGGAAGUUGCAUUUGCAUCUAAAGUUGUUGCAUUUGGCUUGAAAAAAUUACUGUACUAAGAUGUGUAUUAAAAAAAUAUAUUAAAAAAAAAAAAAAAUGUG